AGCAUCACCAACAGCCUCACUUCACCAUGACGGACUGGACUGUGGGCGUCAUGCCCUUGACCCAGGUGCGCAAGCCGCCCUUCACCAUCGAGGCGCCCGGCUACGAAAAGGUCCCCGGCGAGACCAUCCCUCGCCGCCACCCGGCAGCCAAGGACGGCCUGCUCACCAAGCCCGCCGAUGACGUACACACCGUCUUCGACAUUGUCCGCCGCAGCGCCCGCGAGUACCCGAACCACCUCGCCGUCGGCCACCGGAAGCUCAUUGAGCUGCACAAGGAGAUCAAGAAGGUGCCCAAGAACGUCGACGGCCAGGUCGUCGAGGUCGACAAGGAGUGGCAGUUCUUCGAGCUCACCAAGUUCGACUUCAUGACCUUCAAGGAGUACGAGACGCUCGUCCUGCAGCUCGGCUCCGGCCUGCGCAAGCUGGGCCUCACCCCCGGCUCUUCCAGGCUGCACCUCUUUGCCACAACCAGUGUGAGCUGGAUCUCCAUGUCUCACGCCUGUGCCUCCCAGGCCAUCUCCAUCGUCACUGCCUACGACACCCUCGGCGAGUCCGGCGUCGAGCACUCCCUGGUCCAGACCGAUGCCGAGGCCAUGUACAUUGACCCUCACCUGCUCAAGACGGCCGCCGGCCCCAUCCGGAGAUCAAAGGUCAAGACGGUCAUCGUCAACGAGGACUGCAUUUUCACCUCUGGAGGCGAGAUCGAGGCCUUCAAGCAGGAAAACCCUGAUAUUCGCGUCAUUACCUGGGAGGAGCUUCGCGAGCUCGGCAAGGACAACAUGGUUGAGCCUUCACCUGGCGCCCCCUCGGAUGUCUUCUGCAUCAUGUACACCUCCGGCUCCACUGGUCUUCCCAAGGGUGCCUGCAUCACCCACGAGGCGCUUGUUGCGGGAGGUACCGUUAGCGACAAGGAGGUUGUCCUUGCCUACCUGCCGCUUGCACACAUCUUCGAAAUGGCUCUCGAGAACCUCGUCCUGUUCAUUGGCGGCUGCCUAGGAUAUGGAAACCCCAGAACUCUUUCCGACACGUCCAUGAGAAACUGCGCUGGUGACAUGCGGGAGCUGCGGCCAACCGUCAUGGUUGGUGUCCCUCAGGUGUGGGAGACGGUCAAGAAGGGAGUCAUGGCCAAGCUGGACACUUCCAGCCCCGUCGUCAAGUCCCUGUUCUGGGGAGCCUUCAGCUACAAGAGCUUCAUGUCGCGCAACAAGCUUCCGCUUGCCAGCAUCUUUGACAGCAUCGUUUUCAGCAAGGUUCGACAGCUGACCGGAGGCCGGCUGCGGUUUACCAUGAAUGGCGCCAGCGGCAUUUCGGACAGCACAAAGCAGUUCCUUUCCCUGGUUCUCGCCCCCAUGUUGACCGGUUACGGCCUGACCGAGACCUGCGCCAACGGAGCGCUAGGCAACCCGCUCGAGUACACUGCCAACUCCAUCGGCCCUGUUUCUGGCGCCAUUGAAGUGAAGCUGGUUUCCAUUCCUGACAUUGGGUACUCUACCGAAGCCAAGGUUCCCCAGGGUGAGAUCUGGAUGAGGGGUCUCCCCAUCAUGAAGGAGUAUUUCAACAACCCGGAAGAGACGGCCAAGGCUCUCACUCCCGAUGGUUGGUUCAAGACGGGCGAUAUUGGCGAGUUCGAUGCUGAUGGUCACUUGCGCGUCAUUGACCGAGUCAAGAACCUCGUCAAGAUGCAGGGCGGAGAGUACAUUGCCCUGGAGAAGCUCGAGGCUGUUUACCGUGGCUCCCAGAUGGUCGCCAACGUCAUGAUUCACGCCGAUCCCGAGCACAACCGCCCCAUUGCCAUCAUCAUGCCCAACGAGAAGGUCCUGGCCGCCAAGGCUCAGGAGCUUGGCGUUGACGAGCACAGCAUGCACCACGAUUCCAAGGUCCAGGCGGCAGUUCUCAAGGAUCUGCAAACCGUCGCCAAGCGAUCUGGCCUGUCUGGUUUGGAGACGAUAGGCGGCGUUGUGAUUACUGACGCGGAGUGGACACCCGAUAGCGGCCUGGUCACUGCUACGCAGAAGCUUAACCGGAAGGUCAUCAAGGAAAAUUUCAAGACGCAGAUUGACGAGUGCUUGAAGCAUGCUCCUUGA
Molecule: messenger RNA, 2084 nt
Organism: Trichoderma citrinoviride
Lineage: Eukaryota; Fungi; Ascomycota; Sordariomycetes; Hypocreales; Hypocreaceae
Product: acetyl-CoA synthetase-like protein
Exons: 4
Coding region: 27-2084 (685 amino acids)
Biological process (GO): long-chain fatty-acyl-CoA metabolic process; long-chain fatty acid metabolic process
Cellular component (GO): plasma membrane; lipid droplet; endoplasmic reticulum
Molecular function (GO): long-chain fatty acid-CoA ligase activity
Source: RefSeq, a predicted model, not a curated record